Molecule: messenger RNA, 222 nt
Organism: Penicillium cinerascens
Lineage: Eukaryota; Fungi; Ascomycota; Eurotiomycetes; Eurotiales; Aspergillaceae
Exons: 2
Coding region: 1-222 (73 amino acids)
Source: RefSeq, a predicted model, not a curated record
AUGAGUCGCAAUUUCUUUCCAGUCGUGAUGGCUAUCGGCGUCGGUGUAUUCACUGGCUACUACACCUUCCAACCGACCUUCCAGCAGCUUGCAGCCGAGAAAGCACCGGAUAGUCAGCCUUAUCCUCCUGUUGUCUCAUCCAAUAGGAGCACCGACUUCCCCGCUGGUGGUGCUUCGCCAAGUGAUGCGAAGCCAGAAGCCGAGAAGGGGCAACAACGCUAA